UAAUUAUCCGCCUUGAUUGCGUUCUUGAGAGGUGUCAAUCAUAUUGAUCAUAUCGUUGAGGGUAAGUGCUUUCCAUCACAACCUUCCUGCACCUGCAUACCACCGCAACAGACUUUUCGUGGAGAAGAAAAAAAGACGAAAAAUCAUCAAUACAAUCAUCAAAUUGAGGACGAGAAAUCGUUUCGCAGAGCAGGUGUGGUUGGUAGAAUUGUACCACAUAUUCUGCUGCGAGGAUGAUGCCCAAUGUACAAUUUGAUGAGAGACUGUGAAAUUCUGUUGCAACAUCGGAUUAUCAUCAGCCAACUUUUUGUCAUCUUGACCAUAUUUUCUGACAACAUCCAGACCACUAUCGACAUAUAGAAGAAAUCAGUACAAACUCUCAAUAUGCCUCCACAACCGGUACAGCGGAACUACUUCGUCACACCCUGGCGCAGUCAUGCAGACCUCCUCAAUGUCCGCCAUGGUCUCUACAGCCCCUCGACACCAGCAGAACAAGGUCAAGCCAUUGCCACAGUAGCAGCCUGGAAACAGCGAGGAAACGUGCCCCACGCAGUCGAAAGUACAGCACUCCUCAUGGAUGCCAUGCUCCUCCACGCCCAAUUCUCUACUUCUAGCGCACGUCAAGUGUCUUCUACCUCCGAUGCCUCAGAAUGGCCUCUCCAAGGUGUUACUGCUGGUACUGCAUCGUCUUUUGCGCUGAGAGCUGCCUAUACGACUGCGCUAUCCAGAUUCGUGACUGGAUUCGCCGAUUUGGGACGUCAUAGAAAUGGACCUGGUCAGAGCAUGUUUGAUGUUGCGAGGUCGAUUGGACUACCUCCUCAUUUCGUCGAGCUUCGUCAUGAAGUUGCUCAUGAAGACUUGCCUGGUCUUGCCAGACUUGUCCGCAGUGCUCGCGAGGCAGUCAAUUGGCUGUGGGGUGUGUACUGGGCUAAACUGCCUCAGGAUGCUUGGGAGCUGGAGGCUGGAGAAGAGGCUGCUGCUCAGGUUGAUCUGGAAUCAUUGGCAGCCGUGAGGCUGGAAGCUACCGAGUACCUCAAGAAAUUCAGAUCACGUAGGGUUGCAGGACUGAAGAGCAAAGCAAAGGCCAAGGAUGCUGCCAGCUCAUUACUCGAAACACAACAGCAGUGCCAAAAUCUAUGCUGCGGCGAGGACGAAGCAGCAAAGUGGGCUCAAGUGGCUUCAGUCCUGAUUGACGAUGGCUUGGUCAUACCAUCACUAAAACAGUAUGUGUGACAGGGAUGAAGUUGAAGGAUUUUUACUAAUCUUGGGUUACAGGACAAAGGGCCCUCUUGCUGACUCCACGCUGCAAGGCGCCUAUCUGAUAUGGGACGAACUUUUGAUUAUGC
This is a messenger RNA of Aureobasidium subglaciale EXF-2481, 1346 nucleotides long. RefSeq lists its product as uncharacterized. Gene Ontology annotation, cellular component: Las1 complex; preribosome, large subunit precursor. NCBI's taxonomy places the organism in Eukaryota, Fungi, Ascomycota, Dothideomycetes, Dothideales, Saccotheciaceae. The transcript has a single exon. The record is from RefSeq and is a predicted model, not a curated record. Gene Ontology annotation, molecular function: endonuclease activity. Gene Ontology annotation, biological process: maturation of LSU-rRNA; maturation of 5.8S rRNA. Bases 385 to 1233 code for a protein of 282 amino acids.